This is a messenger RNA of Aspergillus nomiae NRRL 13137, 1431 nucleotides long. Its product is annotated as Zn(II)2Cys6 transcription factor domain-containing protein. Gene Ontology annotation, biological process: regulation of transcription by RNA polymerase II. Bases 1 to 1431 code for a protein of 476 amino acids. NCBI's taxonomy places the organism in Eukaryota, Fungi, Ascomycota, Eurotiomycetes, Eurotiales, Aspergillaceae. The transcript has 3 exons. The record is from RefSeq and is a predicted model, not a curated record. Gene Ontology annotation, molecular function: DNA-binding transcription activator activity, RNA polymerase II-specific; zinc ion binding.
AUGAUGGUAUCUAACGGUUCAUUGUGGUCUGUGGAGUCCCAACCGACAAGUCUCACACAGGUUGAAACGAUGGAAAGUGGCAAUAAUGACUGGCGCAAUAGCAACUAUCUGUCAGCAUUCAGAGUUCGGCCUAGGUAUCAACUAGCUGGCAGUUCAUUACAUAUAGACGGGGCCAAUAGAUUGCUCCCGGCAGUCUCAAACUCAACACGGCCAGUGUACAGGGCUCGACGCGCGCACCGAAAAUCGAGGACUGGCUGUCUGAGUUGUAAGCGUCGAAAGGUCAAAUGUGAUGAAGCAAAGCCACAAUGCCGGAGGUGCCGCAUGCACGGCUCCGUCUGUGAUUUUGCACUUCCGGGCAAUGAGGCACAUAAAAGAAUCACCAUGGCUUUGUCAACCUGUGGCACUUCGCUCGUUUGCAAUGGCUCGUUGGCAUUCGGCGCAAUGACGGCUAGCCUCGAUCAUAUCUUAUGGUCUGACAUAAGCAGCGAGAGACUGCACUCGUGUGGUCCAUGCGACUCUCUUGGAUCGUUUGGCCUGGCCAUGCUAGCACACUUUUCUCAGAUGGUAUCAGUGCACUCGCCUGCGUUUACCCCUAUUAAGAAGGUCAUGCGGGAGCGUACUAUCCCGGUAGCUCUUGGGGAACCGUGUCUUUUGUAUUCCAUAAUGGCAGUGGCAAGCACACACUGGGCUUGUGCUCUGCCCUCGGACCCAACGCAUACCCUAAUAGCCACUCGUUUGAGACACAAAGCCACCCGAGUAUAUCGACAACAACUCCAGUUACCAAUCGACCGAAAUAACAUGGACACGCUAAUCACAAGCUGCAUGUUGAUUGCAAUGUUCUCCUUCUCAGCUGAGACGACAACCCCGCUGGACUCCUGGGUUUUUUCAGAUGAUCCGGCCAACAUGAAUUGGCUCUCCGUCCAAGGUGGUUUACGCUGUCUCCUUGAGAUCACCAAGCCAUGGAUGGAAGAGAGCAUCUGGAAUGAACCGUUCCAGGAAACAAGCAACUACGAAUACGCUGAUGAUCAUCGAAUGGGUCGUGAAGAUCUCGAUCCCGAUCUGGCCGAUCUGUGCGAUAUUACCGAGACCACGACGGAAGAGACAAACCCCUUCCAUUGGCCUCUUCGUAUGCUGUGCCCCUUGCUGCGCAUCCCACGGCAUAAAUGCGGAGCGUCUCGCAUAACCAACUUCAUGGGUCGGCUGCUACCGGAUUUCGUGCAUCUGCUUGCUGCGAAGGAGCCCCGUGCUCUGCUUAUCUUGUCAUACUGGCUCGCACUAAUGUGUAUUUCUGUCGACGAGUGGUGGGUUGGUCCCCGCGUUACGCUUGAAUGUCAAGCUAUUUGUAUGUAUCUUGAAGCAUGCGGUGACAGGCGAAUUGUCGAGUUGCUUGAGUUUCCGGCAAGGGCUUGUGGAUACAAGUCAACCAGGUGA